AUGCCCUCAAGGAAAGGGCCAUCACCAAAGGGAAUAUCCACUCCAAGGCGUAAGAUUGCCUCUACUAGUAAAACAAGUAGAGUGCAAUGGACAGACAAGAUGGACAAUUCAUUGGUUGAUGCAUUGGUUGAACAAGUCAAUAUGGGCCUAAAAAGUGAUAUCGGGUUUAAACCUGAGGCCUAUAAGGCAACCAUCAAAGCAAUCAAUGAUACAUGUGGCAUUUUACUUGAAAAUCGCCAUAUAUCUAAUUGCCUGAGGACUUUAAAGAGGUUGUACUGGGCUAUCAAGGAUUUGCUAAAUGCCUCUGGCUUUGGCUGGGAUCAUGACACAAAGAUGGUUGUCGCAACCGAUGAUGUAUGGGACGGGUAUCUUGCGACACAUCCUUAUGCUGAUCGAGUCCAGGGCAAGCACAUUGACAAAUGGGAUGAUUUGGCCUUUAUUUUCAGGAAUGAGUGUGCAUAUGGAUCGUUUGUUAGCACGGCUUACUCUUCACCUAUUUCAGGAAAACGGCGUCAUAAUGAAAUCUCUUCUGAUGACGCCUCAGACGAGGAGGCUUCUGAUACUGUAAGACUCUCAUCUGAUGAUGAGGAUGAUCAGAGGCCUACUCCCCGCACUCGAAGAGGCGAUGGAUCCACAAAUAUUACUAAGAAGCGCAUAACAAAAGCCCUAUGGAGGCAACGUCUGGAUCUCGCCACAGUCGCACAUUCGCAAGUGACGUAA
Molecule: messenger RNA, 720 nt
Organism: Magnolia sinica
Lineage: Eukaryota; Viridiplantae; Streptophyta; Magnoliopsida; Magnoliales; Magnoliaceae
Exons: 2
Coding region: 1-720 (239 amino acids)
Source: RefSeq, a predicted model, not a curated record